UAAGAAAGCUGCUGCCACACUGAAUGAGACACAUUUCUCAACUUUGGUAUAAAUAUUUUGGACUUUUUGAUUUACUAAAAUAACACAUAUAUAUCUAAUAGAAGGCUAAAUUAGAGGCCACUAACUUUUUCCUGAUUUUGUUUGUUUACCCUUUGUUUGGGAACCAGUGGAUUUCAGGUCAAGGGUUGGAGGAAAACCCAGAUAUAUAUCAAGUAACAGUCACAUGAUGACAAACGUCUCACGAUAUCUUAUCAAUCACCUGGUGACGUUCUCCCUGCAGGAUGGGGAGGUGAAGAGUGUGGAUGAGGCCCAGUCUCGUCUGUCCCAACUGGCCCGGGCGGAGAAGCUGUGGAGCCAGCAGAUAGUUCUGGAGRUUAGCCCUGAGGCCCUCCGACUCAGAGACACACAGAGCCAGGAUGAGUUGGAGAAAUAUCCAGUUUCAUCUAUCCAUCGCUGUGACGCCAUGCUCACUGAGAAACGAUUUCCAUCCCUUCUGUUACUCGUUUGCCAAAGCACACCUCAGAAAAAGCCUGACGUUCUCUUCUUCAACUGUGAGACAGUAAGGGCGGAGCAAAUUCGUGACGACAUCACAAGGGCAGUGUCAGGUUACUCAUCGAGGUCCAAGAAGCGCCCAGAGGCCCUCAGACUUCCUCCGAUAGACCCUGUUCUUCCUCAAAAUACCARAGCAGCGAUGAUGGACCCCUACGGAAUUCCGAGUCCCCCCAUUCCACAUGCUCCCAAUGCCCCGCCUGCCAACCCUCCACCCUACCCGGGAAUCAGAGCGAAUGGCGUCAGCAGCGGGCAACAACCUGAUAGCUCUUUUCUACGAGCUGAGAAAGAAGUGGGGAUCCUUAAUCACUGUUUCGAUGACAUUGAGGUCUUCAUGGCAAAGCUCCAACAGACGGCAGAAGCUGCCUCAGUUUUAAGCCAGAGGAAGAAGAAGAAGAAGAGUCGCAAGCAAACACCAGAGGAGGACAUGCUUACUGCAAAAGCUCGCCCUCCACCUGAAGAAGAAUUCAUGGACAUCUUCCAAAAAUUGAAAUACUGCUUUAGCCUACUGGCUCGUCUCAAGUCUUCCAUCUCCAACCCAUCCUCAGAAGAGCUGCUCCACCAUGUGUUCAAACCUCUACAUAUACUGGUGAGGACUACCGGGGGCCCUGCUCUAGGGGCCUCAGUGACCAGUCCUGCCCUGACCAACUCAGCCGUAACCCUGCUUCAAGACAACCUGUCUGAGGAGGAGAGGCUGCUAUGGACGGCUCUGGGGCCCCACUGGACACUCCCACGUUCCCAGCUCAAAGGGCCAGUGGCCCCAUACACACCGGUAUUUCUGGACGGGUGGAAGCCAGAGGCCACCAGAGCAGACAGGCAGGUUUAUGAGGAUCCAGUUGAGUCACAACACAAACAUGAAGCCCUGAAAGAAAAACAAGAGUUGCAGCCUACUCAGCCAGUUGGACCUCCAGUCACCCCUAAGAGCAAUGAAAUGGAUAGCAGUGUCCUACCCCCCGAGGGAGAGAGGAUGUACAGUUGCAGCUAUGACUUUGUGGCCCGCAACAACAGUGAGCUGUCAGUACAACAGGGAGAUACACUGGAGGUCGUGGAGUCUUCCAAACGCUGGUGGAAGUGUCGUAAUCGCUUCAACGAGAUUGGCUUUGUCCCAUUCAACAUCCUGGAGCCAGUGGCUCACAUAGACAGCCCUGUCACCAUGAGAGAACCUAAGCCUCCGGUCUCACCUGCCCUGAACAUGACUCACAUUCCUCCCAGCCCUCCAGCCUUUAACCCUAGCUCCUUGACUCCUAGCCCCUCAGCGUACCACCGCCCUCGCCCACUAUCAUACAACCAAUACAGCCAACACAUUCCAGCCGGAGAUGACGCAGACAAAGUCAUGAUGGUGAACGACGAACUGCUCCAGAGACUGACCAAUGGUAAGGCCAACCUGAACAAGCCACUGGUCAUCCCUCGCUCGUCGGACACCUUGGUCCCCCUGGACUACAACUCACCCCCCGAGGAGGUGGAGCAGUGGCUCAGGGGGAAGGGCUUCAGUGAGACGACGGUGACAUUACUGGGAAAGCUGACAGGAGCCCUGCUCUUCUCUCUGAACAAGGAGGACCUACGACAAGUCCUACCAGACGAGGGCGCCAGAGUGUACAGCCAGCUCACUGUGCAGAAAGCACUGUUGGAGGACGCCCGGAAGGCCACUGAGCUGGAGGCAGUGAUGGAAAAACAGAAGAUGAAGAUGGAUCUGAAGCUGGAGAGUAGCACACUAUAAGACUCACGUUUCAGACAUCAUGUGUCACUCCCCCAUAAGGAAGACUACAACUAAAAGAGAAAAAUGCCUGCACACUGGCUUGAUUCUAUCUUACAAACAUUCAAAAACUGUCAGAUGUAACAUUAUGCAAAUGUUAUGCUUGCUCUUCCAAGCCAGACUGUGGAGUCUUGAAUCCAGGCUUUCCUUUUUGUUGCAAAUGCUUGCUUCAAUUAAAACUUUUUAGGAUAAAYUGUCCUCUGUUAAGCCAAUGUACAAUGUGCAUCCGUAAUCUUUGCUAUAUUCUAUAAUAUUUUCUCCUUUCUAUGUUGACUUAGAAACAUUUGUGCAUUGUACCAAUUACACCUGCUAUUUGCAGACUAACUUAACGUAUACUGUA
This is a messenger RNA of Salvelinus sp. IW2-2015, 2642 nucleotides long. Its product is annotated as epidermal growth factor receptor kinase substrate 8-like protein 1. Gene Ontology annotation, biological process: regulation of Rho protein signal transduction; positive regulation of ruffle assembly; Rho protein signal transduction. The record is from RefSeq and is a predicted model, not a curated record. Gene Ontology annotation, molecular function: actin binding. Gene Ontology annotation, cellular component: vesicle; plasma membrane; ruffle membrane. NCBI's taxonomy places the organism in Eukaryota, Metazoa, Chordata, Actinopteri, Salmoniformes, Salmonidae.